AUGUCGGUUAACGCUGCUAGCAUGCUUACCCUCGGGGGAGAAAGGACGAGUGGCGAAUCUGUUCGCAAACAAAAUGUUCUUGCUGCUUGCUCAAUUGCUAACAUCGUUAAGACCAGCCUAGGUCCUGUCGGUCUUGACAAAAUGCUGGUAGAUGACGUUGGAGACGUGACAAUCACUAACGAUGGGGCUACUAUUUUGAAAUUACUUGACGUUGAGCACCCUGCAGCAAAAAUUCUUGUUCAGCUCGCGCAAUUACAAGAUGAAGAGGUUGGGGAUGGGACAACAUCUGUUGUAAUUUUGGCUGCUGCACUGCUCAAGAAUGCAGACGAAUUGAUUUCUCGUUUUGUUCAUCCUACCAUAGUAAUCAAUGGUUAUCGGUUGGCCUGUCGAGAAGCUUGUAAGUACAUACAAGAACACAUGGCGUAUGAUGUAAAUAAGCUGGGUAAGGCUGGGUUAAUAAAUGUGGCACGAACCGCCAUGUCAAGCAAACUUAUCAAUUUAGAUGCUGACAUGUUUUCACAAAUGGCUGUAGAUGCACUUAUGGCUGUUGAAGUCUCUGGAGGCCCCAAAGGUCCUGUUUAUCCCAUAAAAGCAGUUAACAUUCUGAAAGCCCAUGGGCGAUCAAUGUCAGAGAGCAUUUUGAUAGAUGGUUAUGCUCUCAAUUGCACAGUUGCCAGUCAACAAAUGCCGCGAACGAUAAAAAAGGCGAAAAUUGCUUUUCUGGAUUUCAGCUUACAAAAAGUUAAAAUGAAACUGGGAGUUCAAGUUGUGGUUAAGGAUCCUGCCCAACUGGAGGCCAUCCGUCAACGCGAAGCUGAUAUCACAAAAGAACGUAUACAAAAGAUUCUUAAUGCUGGUGCUAAUGUCAUUCUUACAACUGGUGGAAUCGACGAUUUAUGCAUGAAAUAUUUUGUUGAAGUUAAUGCUAUGGCUGUACGUCGAUGCAAAAAAGUUGAUUUGAAAAAUAUGGCAAAAGCAACAGGAGGUCAACUUAUUGUUAGUUUAGCAGAUAUGGAAGGUGAUGAAGUUUUCGAUCCAACAAAAUUAGGAAAUGCAGAGGAAGUAUCUCAAGAACGCAUAUGUGAUGAUGAAUUAAUUAUACUGAGAGGUCCUAAAGUUCAUCCAUCGGCAAGUAUCAUUUUACGAGGUGCAAAUGACUUUUAUGUCGAUGAAAUGGAACGAUCUAUACAUGAUGCACUUCUGGUGGUCAAACGAGUCCUGGAAAGCAAACGCAUUGUACCUGGUGCUGGGGCUUGUGAAACAGCAGUCUCAAUCUAUCUGGAAAAUUAUGCUUUAACAUUAAGUUCACGUGAACAGCUAGCUAUUGCUGAAUUCGCGCGAGCUAUGCUUUCGAUUCCGAAACAGUUGGCUGUGAAUGCUGGUGUCGAUUCAACUGAACUAGUUGCACGUUUACGAUCCUGUCACAAUUCAAGUCAAAGUAAACCUGACCAAGCUCAUUACAAGUGGUGGGGAUUAGACUUAUCUAAUCAACAUGUGGCUGACUGCAAAGAAUUAGGUGUUUUUGAACCACUUGUUUCUAAAAUUAAAAGUUUAAAAUUUGCUACUGAAGCCGCUAUCACUAUUCUACGAAUUGAUGAUUUAAUUAAAUUAAAAGAAGAGAAACAACCUGAUCAUGACGGUGAUGAGUGUGGUUAUUAA
Messenger RNA from Schistosoma spindalis, 1659 nucleotides. NCBI's taxonomy places the organism in Eukaryota, Metazoa, Platyhelminthes, Trematoda, Strigeidida, Schistosomatidae. The record is from the annotation of a GenBank genome assembly.